Messenger RNA from Solanum tuberosum (potato), 405 nucleotides. RefSeq lists its product as uncharacterized. Gene Ontology annotation, molecular function: nucleic acid binding. Gene Ontology annotation, biological process: DNA integration. NCBI's taxonomy places the organism in Eukaryota, Viridiplantae, Streptophyta, Magnoliopsida, Solanales, Solanaceae. The record is from RefSeq and is a predicted model, not a curated record. The coding region runs from base 1 to 405 and encodes 134 amino acids. The transcript has a single exon.
AUGGAGAGAGAUAGCAUCCGGUAUGUGCAAAAGUGUCAUCAGUGUCAAGUGCAUGGAUAUUUUAUACGAGUUCCACUGAAUGAACUCAAUGUGAUGGGUUCCCUUUGGCCAUUUGCUACUUGGGGCACGGAUGUUAUUGGACCCAUAGAGCCUUCCGUGUCAAAUGGACAUCGUUUCAUCCUGGUGGCUAUUGACUAUUUCACAAAAUGGGUCGAAGCUUCGACAUACAAGGCAGUGACUAAGAAGGUAGUGGUAGACUUUGUUCCCAAUAACAUAGUUUAUCGGUUUGGAAUUCCAGAAUCAAUCAUAACAGAUAAUGCGACCGACCUCAACAACGAUCUUAUGAAGGAAACUUGUGAAAGGUUCAAGAUUGCUCAUCGAAAUUCCACGGUUUACCGUCCAUAG